UGCGCCUGCGCCCGCGCGAGGGGCGGAGUCUCGGGGGCGGAGCCGCCGCCAUCUUGGAGCGGGAGGCGGAGCGAAGCAGACAGGGAGGGAGCGACCGACCCGGGCCGCUGCCGCCGCCAUGAACCCCGAGUAUGAUUACCUGUUCAAGCUGCUCUUGAUCGGCGACUCAGGUGUGGGGAAGUCCUGCCUGCUCCUGCGCUUUGCUGAUGACACGUACACCGAGAGCUACAUCAGCACCAUCGGGGUGGACUUCAAGAUCCGGACCAUUGAGCUGGACGGCAAAACCAUCAAGCUGCAGAUUUGGGACACAGCGGGUCAGGAGCGCUUCCGGACCAUCACGUCCAGCUACUACCGGGGGGCCCACGGCAUCAUCGUGGUGUACGACGUCACCGACCAGGAAUCCUACGCCAACGUCAAGCAGUGGCUGGAGGAGAUCAACAGAUACGCCAGCGAGAACGUCAACAAGCUGCUGGUGGGCAACAAAAGCGACCUCACCACCAAGAAGGUGGUGGACAACCCCACUGCCAAGGAGUUCGCUGACUCCCUGGGCAUCCCCUUUCUGGAGACCAGUGCCAAGAACGCCACCAACGUGGAGCAGGCCUUCAUGACCAUGGCCGCCGAGAUCAAGAAGCGCAUGGGCCCCGGGGCGGCCUCGGGGGGCGAGCGGCCCAACCUCAAGAUAGACAGCACCCCGGUGAAGCCAGCCAGUGGAGGCUGCUGCUAGGGGGCGGAGCCGGGGCCCAGGGCGGGAGCACACCUUUUUUCAGAUGAUGCCCCGGAGGCCGGAGGCCCCCGCCUCCCCCCAUCCCCACCCAGGGGCAUUUGAUUCUGUGGCUUGGGGGCCCACUCCCACCCGACCUCCCUCCCAUAGCCCUCCUUCCAUCUUUGCUGCGGGCACGGGCAGGGGCAGCUGAGCGAGCCUCCAGGCCUUGCUCUGGGCACUGCUGCCUCCCUAGUCCUUGGAGAGCCCUUCCCCGCAGCCCGGGCCUCCCCCCAGCUUUCCUGGGGAGGAUCUGCCUUGUUCCCGGCUCGCUCCCCCUGCUUUCCCUCAGAGCUGCAGUGAGUCCUGGGUAGCCUGUCCCCCAUUCCCGAUCCCCCGCACCCCUUGGCUCUCAUUGUCCGAGAGCCAGACCUGAGGCCCAGACUGUGGGGAACGUGGGUCCUGGGCAGGAUGGGCCAGACCUCAGGAGGGAGCAGCCCUGGGACCCUGGCUCCCUUCCCCCUCUUCCUGCACCCCCUCAGCCUGCCCCCCCUGCCUUGAGCUUGCAGCUCCAUCCGUCCAUAAUGGCUUGGGGGGGGGGGGGAGAGCAGGCUUUGCACAAAGCCAGAGAGGCUUGGUUUGUGCUGGAGGGGCCCCCAGGGCCUCCCUCUGCCCCUGGUGUGCUGGGCACCGCUCCCCUUCUUGGCCUGGGGGGGAGGGGGAGGGCCCACUGUGGCCGGCUCCCCACCCCCCCUCUGGGGGCUCCCCUCUCCCCCUCCGGCUUACUCACUCCUGGUUUUUUCCUCCCCCAGGAUAGAGUAAAUGGUAUUUCUUGCCUUGGCUCCAUGACUUGUGUGCGCCCCCCCCCC
Molecule: messenger RNA, 1569 nt
Organism: Sarcophilus harrisii (Tasmanian devil)
Lineage: Eukaryota; Metazoa; Chordata; Mammalia; Dasyuromorphia; Dasyuridae
Gene: RAB1B
Product: RAB1B, member RAS oncogene family
Exons: 6
Coding region: 119-724 (201 amino acids)
Molecular function (GO): GTPase activity; GTP binding
Source: RefSeq, a predicted model, not a curated record